Verticillium dahliae VdLs.17 is the source of this 759-nucleotide messenger RNA. RefSeq names its product cutinase. Gene Ontology annotation, biological process: carbohydrate catabolic process. Lineage: Eukaryota; Fungi; Ascomycota; Sordariomycetes; Glomerellales; Plectosphaerellaceae. Gene Ontology annotation, molecular function: cutinase activity. The record is from RefSeq and is a predicted model, not a curated record. The transcript is spliced from 2 exons. Gene Ontology annotation, cellular component: extracellular region. Bases 1 to 759 code for a protein of 252 amino acids.
AUGACUGCCGACGAGUGGCUGAAGCUCACCGACUCGUCCGCCCUCGCCCCGCGACAAGACAUAGCCCCGGGCCUCGGCCAGUUCCCCGCAGGCCCGCUGAACCAGUUCCUCCGCAUCAUCAGCUCGCUGCCGACGGGCGAGCGCGCCCUCGACGCCGUCGCCAAGAUCCUGACGCCCCUGCAGCAGGGCCUCGCCGCCGCCGCCGGCAUCGACACGACGAGGGAGGACCUCGCGCAGAACGCCCCGUGCGCCGCCGUCACCGUCGUCUUCGCGCGGGGCACGACCGAGCCCGGGUCCGUCGGCCUCAUCGCCGGGCCCCCCUUCUUCGACGCCCUGCGCGACCAGCUCGGCGCCGAGACGCUCGCCGUCCAGGGCGUCGCGUACCCGGCCACCUUUGCCGGCUUCAACAGGAACGGCACGGACGGCGUGCCGAGCAUGACGGCCUUCGUCGACCAGGCGGCGACCCGGUGCCCAGACACCAAGAUUGUCAUGGCCGGGUACUCCCAGGGCGCCCUCGUUGUGCGCAGCACCGCCGCUGCGCUGCCCGCCGGCACCAUGGCCAAGGUCAGCUCGGUCGUGACCUUUGGCGACCCGCGCAACCCGGCGCCCAUCGCCGGCGCCGACGGCAAGACCCUGAUCCUCUGCCACCCGAACGACGCCGUCUGCAGCGGCGGCUUCAUCACCGUCGCGCACUUGACGUACGGCGCCAACGCCACGGCCGCCGCUGCUUUUGUCGUUCAGAAGGCCCACGGCGCGUAA